Molecule: messenger RNA, 1423 nt
Organism: Gymnodraco acuticeps
Lineage: Eukaryota; Metazoa; Chordata; Actinopteri; Perciformes; Bathydraconidae
Gene: gosr2
Product: golgi SNAP receptor complex member 2
Exons: 6
Coding region: 162-800 (212 amino acids)
Biological process (GO): intra-Golgi vesicle-mediated transport; vesicle fusion
Cellular component (GO): SNARE complex; Golgi apparatus; late endosome membrane
Molecular function (GO): SNAP receptor activity; SNARE binding
Source: RefSeq, a predicted model, not a curated record
CGUACACAAACGCUCAGCUGAUGACGUGUACACUCUACCACCGUUAGCUGGCUAGCUAGCUAGCCCAGACACCUGUCAGAAUAAUAACGGUGUUAUAUGAGAAUAAAGCAAAGUUACAACACAUAAAGAAACACGGAGGAAACUCCAACAAAUCGCGGAAGAUGGAGGCGCUUUACCAUCAGACAAACAAAAAAAUCCAGGAGGUUCAGUCUUAUAUGGGAAAUCUGGAGAGGACGGAUCGUCAGUCAGUCCACUUGUUAGAGAAUGAGCUACAGGCUAGAACCGACCAGAUCUUCAAUCAUCUUGAACGCCUGGAGAUCCUGGCCAGCAAGGAGCCACCAAACCGCCGCCAGAACGCCAAAUUGCGAGUGGACCAGCUGAAGUAUGAUGUCCAGCACCUUCGCACCGCCCUGCAAAACUUCCAGCAGCGACGCCACGCCAGAGAGGCCCAGGAUCGAGACCGGGAGGAGCUCAUGAGCCGCACCUUCACCACCAAUGACGCAGAUACCUCCAUCCCCAUAGAUGAGACCCUACAGUUAAACUCCAACUUGCAAAACGCACACAGAGGCAUGGACGACCUCCUGGGCAGUGGCAGUAGCAUGCUCAACAGUAUUAGAGACCAGAGAUCUACACUGAAGGGGACCCAUAAGAAGAUGCUGGAUGUGGCCAACAUGCUGGGCCUGUCUAACACAGUGAUGAGACUGAUAGAGAGGAGAGCCACCCAGGAUAAGCUCAUCAUGGUUGGAGGCAUGCUGCUGACCUGCGUCUUUAUGUUCCUGGUGAUCAGAUACCUGGGCUGACCCCCGUCCAAUCACAGCGGGCGUUUUUUGAUCUGUCGUGGACAUUUCUGCAUGACAUCAUCCCUCAUGAUAUGAAAGAACUUAAUUUUUAUUAGAUUUAACUACAUUUCUUGAAAUAAAUUGUGCCAUUAGUUUUUUUUCCACCAUCUAAAUGAUUAUUGGCACAUGAGGAACAGUGAAGCCCUUGAUUACAUUCAGUAUUUUAUUCCACUUGAAGCUCCAAACGAGCAUUGAACUCUGUCUCAAAUCUAUUGUUUGUAUCCAAACCACUCCGAUGCUGUCAAUCACUCUUGUGAAUGGACCCCAAAUGGCUUUUUCUAAAGAAUUCACUGAUCUUCGCUCAACUUGCUCUCCUCUCCAGUGAAAAGCUCCUGAAUCUGUCUGUAAUGUUAUUCUGCCUUCGUAGAAAUACAUACAAUUCUCCAUGUUCAUUAUAAGGCAUCUCCAGAGUAAUCCCUAAAGAUGUUUUUGUUUUAAAUAACAGGGUUGCAACAACAAUCUGCAAUGUAAGCUGCAGUUAAUUUGUUAUUGUUUAUAUAGUUUCUCUAGGAUGUAACCUUGGGUCAAAUCUCACUAUGUGAGUGAUUUAAUUCUCUUAAUAAAACAAAACAUGUUUCAUUACA